Molecule: messenger RNA, 1433 nt
Organism: Danaus plexippus (monarch butterfly)
Lineage: Eukaryota; Metazoa; Arthropoda; Insecta; Lepidoptera; Nymphalidae
Product: carboxypeptidase B-like
Exons: 10
Coding region: 83-1411 (442 amino acids)
Biological process (GO): proteolysis
Molecular function (GO): zinc ion binding; metallocarboxypeptidase activity
Source: RefSeq, a predicted model, not a curated record
AAAUCGAUAUCCAUAAAAAAACAAAAUCGAUUUGAUUCGAAGUUAAUGUUUUUUGUUAUAAGUGGAAAAUAUUUGUAAUAGAAUGCUUUUGAAGGAUAAAUUUGUUCUCAUUGUGUUAUGUCUGAUUGAAUUAGAAAUGAAUCAAUGCACAGGUCAAACUGCAAAGAAUAUAAAAUUCAGGAAACAAGAAGAAUUGCGUGCGAACAGCGAAAAGAUGAAAAAAUUAAUUAUAAAGAAUGACAAGAUGAGUGCUCGUCAAAAUUUAAUAAAACUGAAAGAUAAGAAACAACAGGGCACUACCCAAUAUCCGAAUGCACUGCGACAAGGAAAUUUAAAACAUAUACCACGAGUGACCAAAAUGGAUAUGUUUCAAGAUUAUAGCGACCCAACAAGUCCUCCCUCAGCGUUCGCAGACAAUUAUAUUUCUCGAACAUUUAGCUCAUACAAUUUGAAGCAACAACUGACAAGUAUAGCUCAAGAAAUACCUAAUGCAAAUAUAACGAUCGAAGUCAUAGGUAGGACUCUGGAAUACCAAGACAUAUUGAUGCUCAGGAUAUCAGAAAAUACUGGCCACAGAUACUUUAGGGCAGAUGAUCAAAAAUACGCUGAAGAACUGCCGGAGAAGAAGAUAAUAUUUAUAGUUCACGGUCUCAAAGUCAUGGGAAUGAGAGAUAUACCUUGCUUAUCAACGACAGGAUCGUUCCGGGUACUACUGUCAUACUACACAUCGCAUUUAGAUAAAUUUAACAUAUUUUUAAUACCUAUGGCGAACCCGGACGGCUAUACCUAUAUACGGUCAACAUACAAUGAGUUUUGGGAUAAAAACGUGGCCCCGCAGUCAGACUGUCCCGGAGUAGCUUUGGACAGAAACUUUGACGUUGCCUGGAGUCCAAACCGUACGAUCAGUUCGUGCAGUCAGGAGUACCCUGGCGAGGUGCCCUUCUCAGAGGCAGAGACGAGGGCUGUGAGAGACAUCUUCCACAAAUAUGGCCAUAAAAUUGUAGCUUUCUUUAACGUGCAUGCUGGCUCAUAUCAUAGUUCGGUUUUCAGGGGCGAUGCUGUACUCUAUCCGAAGGGUUACAGCGACACGGCGAUAGACGAUGAUAAAUAUAUUGAUUUGAAAGGAGAGAUUGACGAAGUCAUUAGGAAUGCAAGCUUCCAAGUGUAUUCGGUUACUGUUGAUACUUUGUACAACUGGUACGGGCUUGUCAAAGGUUCCAGCGUGGACUACGCCUCAACGGUUUAUGGGAUACCUUAUUCCAUGGAAUUAGUGAUGCAGGGAUAUGAUGAAGAGGGGAAUUACUAUGAUGAAGACUACUCGUAUCUUGCUCUAAAUGAAGUCUGGUCAAAGGUCAUUGACGUCAUUAUGUCAUACAUAUGGAAAUCUAUACAUGGAAACGAUACAAAAUGAUGAAUAAAUAUUUGAAGGAAUA